AACUAUGAAAUUCCAAAACAGGCCUCGUUAGUCAUAUGCCCAAGCCAAUUUCUAUAUCAUAUAUAAAGCCCUCUGCCUAGGGUUUUCUGAAUAAUCAAUCUCCUCAUUCUUUCGGGAGCAGCCAUCCAUCAAUCUCUAGAACUGCAUCAGCGAGUGAAAGAUGGAGUCACAGAUCAAGCACGCGGUAGUGGUGAAAGUGAUGGGAAGAACUGGAUCGAGGGGUCAGGUCACACAGGUGAGGGUCAAGUUUCUUGAUGACCAGAACCGUUUCAUUAUGAGAAAUGUGAAGGGACCCGUCAGAGAAGGUGACGUUCUUACUUUGCUUGAGUCGGAGAGGGAGGCCAGGAGGCUGCGUUGAUUUCUCACCUUAUUCUCAACUUUUGAGGUUUGCUUAAGUUUUGGAUUUUGUUCUUAGAAGAUAUGAUUUGAGUAAUAUGUAUUUGAGGGCAAACUAUAUUCAUCUCAUCUAUGAUUUCUACAUCAUUACUCUCGACUCUUGUAAUAGACAAUUGAUUUAACGGUAGACCAAUGCACAUCUUGGGUUUAUCGUUUUUUGAACA
This is a messenger RNA of Lactuca sativa (garden lettuce), 560 nucleotides long. RefSeq names its product small ribosomal subunit protein eS28x. The record is from RefSeq and is a predicted model, not a curated record. Gene Ontology annotation, cellular component: cytosolic small ribosomal subunit; ribosome. Gene Ontology annotation, molecular function: structural constituent of ribosome. Gene Ontology annotation, biological process: translation; ribosomal small subunit assembly; maturation of SSU-rRNA. NCBI's taxonomy places the organism in Eukaryota, Viridiplantae, Streptophyta, Magnoliopsida, Asterales, Asteraceae.